Molecule: messenger RNA, 903 nt
Organism: Candidozyma duobushaemuli
Lineage: Eukaryota; Fungi; Ascomycota; Pichiomycetes; Serinales; Metschnikowiaceae
Gene: APA2
Product: bifunctional AP-4-A phosphorylase/ADP sulfurylase
Exons: 1
Coding region: 1-903 (300 amino acids)
Biological process (GO): nucleotide metabolic process
Molecular function (GO): ATP:ADP adenylyltransferase activity; ATP binding
Source: RefSeq, a predicted model, not a curated record
AUGUACCAUACUCUUGUUGAAUGCUCCAGACCAUUGGGAACCAUGAGCUUGAGUGAACUUUGGAAUUCUGUUGAGGGAAAAUUCAAAGCUGCUGAAAUUGACGGCUCUUUGAUCUUCCAGGGUGACGGCGCACAACAUGAGAGAAUUCUGGAAACCAGUGAAUCUUCCAAAUAUGAAUUCCAAAUUACGGUAUUACCCAACCUUCAGCACCGACCUGAAUCGGGCACAGUUCAAAAAAAUCCUUUUGCUAAACCUGAACCAGAAUUAACCAUCAUUAACUCUUUCGGAGAUUCAGACGAAUUUAGGCUAUUGUUGAAUAAGUUUCCCGUCUCCCGAAACCAUUUUAUGAUGGUGACCAAAGAAUUUAAGUCACAAAACACCCCAUUGACACCCUCAGAGCUCUUGGCAACGUAUCAGAUCGUUGACGCUUUGAAGACACAGGACAAAGAAUCACGUUGGUUUGCUUUUUACAAUUGCGGACCUAAUAGUGGCGCUUCCCAACCACAUAAACAUGUUCAGUUCUUGACGCUUCCUGAAGGCAAUGUGGAUUUUAAUCUUGAAGUAGCGAGAGGUACAGAGUUUUUCAUCCCGGAUCAAAACCGUGAACCCUUACAGGACCCCAGCUUACCAUAUGCUCAUUUUAUAGUCCCUCUUCCGGAGCGGCCCGGAGUGGAUGCUGAGGUUUUGGCUAUGUUGUUUGCAUCUCUUCUUCAAAGAACAUUGACCACACUACAAAAAAAUCAGAUCGAGACCAUUAGCUACAACUUCUGCUUGACAUCGCAGUAUAUGAUGAUGAUUCCAAGAUCUCAAGGCAAGUUUGACGAUGUCAUUGGCAUAAACUCUUGCGGUUAUAUGGGUAUGAUACUAUGCAAGGACCAAGCAGUUUACGAGGGGUCAAACUGA